AUGUCGUCUAAUAUUCAAGUGGUAGUACGGUGCCGAGGUAGGAAUUCUCGAGAGGUUACGGCGAAAUCUCCCCUUAUUGUUGACCUACCUAAUGAUACAUACUCGGUUUCCAAUCCCACGAUAACCGUGAACCAAGACCAGCAAUUUUCCACGUUUAUUAAUUCCAUGAAUUCCAAAACAUACACUGUUGACCAGGUAUAUGGGUCUCAAGCUGACCAGCUGUUAUUAUUUGACAAAGUGGCGAUGCCGCUUUUCAAUGACUUCAUCAAUGGGUUCAAUGUGACGAUACUAGCGUAUGGGCAGACGGGUACGGGAAAGACAUAUACAAUGUGUGGUAAUUGUAAUACAGAAGAUGCAGUAGGUAAAUUGGAGUCUUACAACCCUCUGCUCAAUGAAAUGGCGGGUAUAAUUCCUAGGACCUUAAACGAACUUUUCAAAUCGUUGGAGAGCGAUUCUGGUGCAAACGAUUACGUGGUGAAGUGUUCCUUUAUUGAGUUAUAUAACGAAGAUUUGAAAGACUUGUUAAAUGAUGAUACCGAUAGAAAUAGAUUGAGAAUGUUUGAAUCAAAGAAGCCAAAUAGUGACACGUUAAUUAUUCAGAAUUUGCAAGAAACCUAUAUUAAUAGUGCCAUUGACGGUUUAAACAUAUUACGAAAGGGCCUAAUUAAGCGGAAGACAGCUAGUACUAAACUAAAUGAUGUAUCUUCCAGAUCUCAUACGAUAUUUACGGUUAAUCUAUAUAAGAAGCAAGGUAAUGAAUUCUUCAAGGUUUCUAAAAUGAAUUUAGUUGAUUUGGCUGGAUCUGAAAAUAUCAAUAGGUCGGGCGCUGUCAACCAGCGGGCCAAAGAAGCAGGCCUUAUUAACCAAAGUUUAUUAACUUUAGGCAGAGUGAUCAAUUCGUUAAGUGAUAGGAGCUUAUCGGCCUCUAAUACGUCACAUAUUCCUUAUAGAGAAUCUAAAUUGACAAGGCUUCUUCAGGACUCUAUUGGAGGUCAAACAAAAACUGCUUUAAUUGCAACCAUUUCACCAGCUAAAAUUAACUUAGAAGAAACGGUCUCUACAUUGGAAUAUGCUUCUCGAGCGAAAAACAUACAAAACAAACCACAGUUGGGACAAGAUUGUGAUUUAAUGCUAAAGAAAAUCUUAUUAAAAGAUAUGUCAAAAGAAAUCACGAAACUAAAUAAAGACUUGAUUGCUACAAGAAAUAAGAAUGGUAUAUGGAUGGAUGAAAAUAAUUACAAUACAUUAAUUGAAAAUAAUGAUUUAAUUAAGGCUGAACUAAAGGAAUCUAACUCAAUAAUUAACGGAUUAAACAUGAAAAUUAGUCAAUUAUCUAACUUGAAAAAAACUACUGAAUUGAAUAACAAGAAUUAUAAAAGUAAAAUCAAUGAGUACCAGCUAAAAAUUAAGAGCUUGGAAAACAUUGAGACUAAUAAUAAAAAGCAGAUAUCUGACAAUGAUACGAUGAUAAGCACGUUGAAUGAUAAAUUAUUUAAAUUAAAUGAAAAUUACAAGUCAUCGAAACUACAGUUGACCCAGUUGAUUAACAAUAGUUUGAAUGAUUCAAUAUCGCAGAUCGAAAAUGUUGUUACUGAUUUGAAUAAUUCUAAAGAGAGUCAAAAUAAUAGCCUAAAUGCAAGUAUUAAAAGCAUUCAAAAUAACUUGCAGACCUGUAAGAAUAGCCUAUCGGAAACAAUAGCUUCAACGAAUACUGAAUUAAGCCAGUCUAUAGAUAAGAUUCCUAAAAUGAUGAGUGAUAUAAAUUCUAAUUUUCAUGAUUUUAAUGGUAUCGUCUCGGAUAAUGAAUCGAAAAUAAAAGCAAGUAUGUCAGACUUGAAAAUUGCCAAUGAUAAGUUUUCGGGAUACAUAACAGAAGAGCAUUUGGACUCACAAGCUUUAAACAAUGUCAUUAAUCAGAUAGUCUCCGAACGAGUUAACGAACAAUUGUCCUCGAUAAAAUCAAACAUGUUGAAUAAAUUUUCUAAAUUGCUAGAUGAUACACACCUUAAGCAUGAAAGUCUAUUUAAAGAUUCAGUCAACGAAGUUUCAUCUAAAUUUAUAAAUUUGGAGAGAAAUACCUUAUUGGAGAGGCAAUCUAAUUGGUUUCAUGAAUCAGAGAAGUUUUAUAACUCGAUUGAUAAGGACGCUACUUCAUUUAAAAAACAAUACCACGAUUUCAAUGACGAAAAUUCCCACAAAUUAUCUACUACGACCAACAAUAUCUCAUCAUUAAUUACAAAUACCAUCAAUCCAAACUUAGCUAAAAUCAACCAGAUAAUUGACAAAAACAAUUUACUGGAUGAUAUGCCCAAAUUAAAAUCUAUAAGUGAUUUGAUAAUAAAAAAAGAUGACAGAGUAUGUGAAUCAUUAAAUCACGUUAAUCAGAAUUUGAAUAGCCUUCAGUAUGACAUAACGUCAAACGAAGCUAAUGUUAUAAUGAAAUCACCAGUGCGAUCACCCAACAAAUCGCCUAUUAAACAUACAAAACCAUCACCUUUUAAGCAACUAAAUUCACCGACGAAGGAAUCUUCGUCCUCCCCUUCGAAACGGUUACCAAGUGCAAAAUCAUCCCCCUCCAAGAAAUCCCCUUUGAAAAGACAAUCAUCUUCGAUUGCAUUAAGCGUUAAUACUGACUUACAAAGAACUAAAAUCCCACAACUUAGUAGGUCUAAUUCAGAUAAGGAGAAUGUAUCGGCGGCCGCUUUCAAAAGAAGAAGAAUUAUUCAUGACGUAAAUACUACUCUUAAUAAGUAA
Molecule: messenger RNA, 2754 nt
Organism: Debaryomyces hansenii CBS767
Lineage: Eukaryota; Fungi; Ascomycota; Pichiomycetes; Serinales; Debaryomycetaceae
Gene: KIP1
Product: Kip1p
Exons: 1
Coding region: 1-2754 (917 amino acids)
Biological process (GO): microtubule-based movement; mitotic spindle assembly
Cellular component (GO): nucleus; spindle microtubule
Molecular function (GO): minus-end-directed microtubule motor activity; plus-end-directed microtubule motor activity; ATP binding
Source: RefSeq, a predicted model, not a curated record